AUGUGUCCAAACAAAGAGGCUGUUCAAUCAAAGGACAAACCUCGUACGGAUGCGAAUACACAGGCUUUACCUGAACUUGAUCAGUACCGUAUUAUUCCUUUUACGCACGAUGAUAUUAGGCAACAACAACUGUCUGAUCCGACUUUACAACAGAUCCUGAAUAAUUUGGAAAAGGAAAAACAUAAGAAUUACAUCAUCGAAGAUAGCAUGCUAAUGCGAAGACAACAAUUAAAAUCGGUACCAGUCGUUCCCAAAGGUAAAAUACGAAAAAGUAUCAUGCAAAUAUAUCACGAUACCCCAGCAAAUGGUUCACAUUUCGUUCGCGAUCGUACGUUGAAUACAAUAGGGGAACGGUCUAAAGUCUAA
This is a messenger RNA of Didymodactylos carnosus, 366 nucleotides long. Lineage: Eukaryota; Metazoa; Rotifera; Eurotatoria; Philodinida; Philodinidae. The record is from the annotation of a GenBank genome assembly.